AUGCGCCUCUUUACAAUCCUUCUCGCGCUAGUCAGCACAGCAGCGUCCUUUGCCUCCCAAGCACCGUUUGUUACUAACCCUUCGACCCAAUCCACCACUCUCAUUGACGCACUCUCGGCUGAUCCCGACUAUACCUCUCUACUUAAGCUUCUCCAACGUGCUCUACUCGUCCCGACACUUAAUAAACUAAACGGAAGCACCCUUUUCGCACCAACCAAUGAUGCCAUUGAAAAGCAUCCGUCUUGGUCAGAGGCCUUGACGAUCGCAGAUGACGUUUACUCUGCUCGAGAUAAUGUUCAGCAGAAACUCCGACAGGAUCUACUGUAUCACCUCUUGAAUUAUUCUAUACAAGUCCUUCCCGAAGACGAUAACCCACAAGUACACAAGACGCUGCAUUUCCCUCGCAAGGAGAGCGAACCACCGUCUCGUGAACCUCCUCCGAAUCCACCCUGGUUACCUGUACCCGGCGGGACUCUUGGUGGUGAACCGCAGCGCCUUCGCGUAUAUUCCGACCAAGGAAAGGUCCUGGUUGGCACGGACGCAUUUGGAGAAGGAGGAUCUAAAGUAGUCAAGGGCGAGGUUGAUGCAGGAAAUGGAAUGUUAUUCGGCAUUGAUUCCGUGCUACAAGUCCCUCCAGAUCUCGCAUCUGUGGCAUCUCAACAACAUUCUCUCUCGUAUUUUAACAAGAUCAUUAACCCGGAUAUCAUUUCUUUACUUAAUGCGACCUCAAAAUUAACAUUAUUCCUGCCAGUCGAUAGUGCAUGGGAUGCACUACCAGACAUAGAGCGCAAGUAUUUAGAGAGCAAAUUUGCUACCGAUGAUAUUCUACAAAUCCUUAAUAUGCAUGCGGUUGUCACCGAGGGCGUUCACUGGUCAGACUCGUUCAAGCCCUCUUCUAGGCUGACAACAAUUUCUGGAUCCACUCUCGAGAUUAUUACUUCUCCCGAGUCCGGAAAAACUCUUAUUUCUUCGGCUGAGCUCCUUGAGCCGGACAUUUACGCGUCAAACGGUGUCUUGCACACCGUUUCUUCCCUGCUAAUUCCUCCAGGAGCAUUCAACAUUACACCCGAGAAGUACCUAUUGACUCUGAACUGCACGACCUUCGUCUCCAAGCUGCACUCCGUGGACCUUACCCCGUUAAUUAAUGAUACCUCGGUGCAAUAUACGAUCCUUGCACCUAGCGACGAUGUCCUCGCCCUCUCCGGUGAUGACGACCUUCCAGACGAGGGAAGUGACGAGCUGAAGCGAACUUUGAGCUAUCAUUUUCUCCCGGGAAAGUGGACUCCAAAGAAACUUAAAGAUGGAGCACUGGUCGAGACCGCGCUAGAAGAAGUCGGAUUGGACGGCGGCCGCCAGGUUCUCGAUAUUACUAUCAGUGGUAACAACGACAAGCGCGAUAAAGCAAGUGGUAUUCGAUUCGGGGGAGCAUCUGUUAUAGGAGAAUAUCUUGAAAUCGAAAACACCGUGAUCUACCUCAUUUCACGUCCGUUGGCACCUCCCGCCGAUGCCUUAACUACUGCGCUUCCAUCUCUGGAAUUAUCUCAGUACCUAGCAGCAGUGUUUUCGACCUCACUUGCGGAUCGACUCAAGACAACACCACGUACCACCUUCAUGAUUCCCGUCAACGACGGUUUCAAACGACUUGGCACACUUGUUAGUAGAUACCUACUUUCGGCUUCCUCAAAAGCAGAUUUGGAGAAUGUUAUCCAACAUCACAUUCUCGAUGGCGUUGAGUACGCCAAGUCGUUGCAGAAUGGUUCACAGAAAAGCUAUCCGACCUUAGAAGGAAGCGACGUUCGUGCGGAGCGAGCCGGUAAUGGGUCCGUUUCAAUAAGCGCAAGCGGUGGCUGGACAGGAAUGCGCUCGAGUGUCGCACCCGCGAACUUACUAACAAGAACUGGUAUCAUACACGAACUGUCAGACGUUUUACUGCCUAGAUCUGUUGAUUUGACAAUUGGGAAGCUCGUCAAAGCAGCUGAUGGGUCUACGAUGACGUCGUUGAUCGUGCGCGCUGGAAUGGACUGGAUUCUUAAUGGAACCGCGCCACCAGAGGGCUCUCCCUGGGCCGAAGUGGCUGUCAAUGGUAAUGGCUGGACUCUCCUGUGUCCAACGGAUGACGCCUUCAAGGGCUUUGAGUUGACCAGACUCUAUAAUGAGUCCGACGUCUUACGCAGUAUCGUGGAGCAGCAUUUGAUUCCAGUAUCCAAACCGCAGGCACUUCAGCUAGCCAACUUAGACCCGGCUCAGACGAAUAGACCAAUUUUAUUGGAUGAUGCUGCGACCUAUACAACAGUGCGCUCGAACAGCUCUGCUUAUGGGGAUAUCGUUUUCCGCUGGAUUGGAGAUGACGACGGAAAAGGUGGGACUGGUUACUUUGUCGGUAUUAAGGAUGCUCGAGGCAAAGCCGGUGAAGAUGGUGGAGCACGUGUUCUCUCAUGGGGAAGAACGACUUCGAAUGGUGGUGUUGGUGGUGUCAUACAGAUUGACGCGGUGCUUGUUCCAUAUCGCCCGCCAUGGUGGCUAGAGUACGGUGCUCCGAUUGGAGUUGGCGUCAUCGGUAUCGCCCUCAUUCUCCUGUUCUUUUUAGGCGUGCGUGCACUCUGGCGAAGGGAUACAACAGAAGCGACGUACGAACCCCUCGGCGGUUUCACUAACAACGACGAUGAGGAGCCGUAGAGUGGGUCAUCGGCGACAAUCAAUUUAGACUGUACCUGUAUAAUUAGUUGUCUUUGUAUUUCAUAUGUUCCGAUUUGGCAAAGUGCGCUACGUAUGACACC
This is a messenger RNA of Fomitiporia mediterranea MF3/22, 2777 nucleotides long. RefSeq names its product FAS1 domain-containing protein. The coding region runs from base 1 to 2676 and encodes 891 amino acids. The record is from RefSeq and is a predicted model, not a curated record. The transcript has 4 exons. NCBI's taxonomy places the organism in Eukaryota, Fungi, Basidiomycota, Agaricomycetes, Hymenochaetales, Hymenochaetaceae.